GGCUCUCACGCAGCCAUUACUUAUCCAGAUCCCAUGAGUUUCAGGAGUAGGGUUGCCAGAGAUACAUAUCCUGGAAACAGGCCGCUCAUGUCAGAAAAUACUUUGGACUUUUCACCCGUCAUGUGGUCACCACGCCGGACAAGCAGCUUGCAGACGCAAACUGUGCAGCAAAGUUCAACUCGCCAAUUGGCAUCUACUCAGACAGUCAGCGUCGGAGACCAAGCACAUAAACGCUCCUGGAGCGACUCCUUCUCAAGCCCGGCAGCACCGCCGACCUUUCAAGCACAUAUUCGACAUAGCUACGCCCCAGAUCAGGGGUCUCAUGGACGCUAUGGCGUGGAGCCACCGAAUCCGGCAUGGCCUUCUCCCGGACCUGUGAUUAUGCAACCAGCUUCAGCAUUCCCGGCAACCCAUUCUCAUCAGGUCUCGCUGGAUACAGCUUCCAUUGCCAGCUCCUCUCAUAUCACCCAGAGGCUGUGUGAGACCCAGCGAGGCUCAAUCGAGGACGCUAGCACCGCUACUUCCAGGGCCCAGCCGCGGUACAUAGCCAUGCUCAAAAGCACCGACAAGAUCCCCCGCGUGCACAACAUCCUAGCCUCCGUGUUCACAUGGGUCCUCCUCGCAGGCUUCGUUGUGUUUCCUGCCACAUUCUCGUGGCCGCCAAUCGGAUCGGCGGUUCUGCAACAGUAUUGCUUCAUCGGCCUUGCCGCCGGGCUCGUUGUCCUCGGUGUGCUUGGUAUGGCUGUCCUCGGCGUGCGCUGGCGCAACAACUACAUCUGGCUACUGAACCGCGUAUUCCUGCCCGGAGCGCUCAACGGCCUGACGGGCCUCGCGGGCUCUGGCGCCGCCAUGUACGCGGCCUACAUCCAAGGUGUUAUGCAGACUCAGGUCUGGACUCCUACCGCAAUGUCUGCCGUCUGUUUUGAGGGGGCGGUGUCCCUGGUGUGCAGCGGUUUAUUCGUCAUUUACAGUAAGGUAAUGAUCGGGAGGAUGAAGCUCGAGUACGAACGGGAUCUGGAGAAGGGCACGCAAGCUGAGCGGAGAGGAUCGGACAACUCACAAAGCGAUGAUCCGUACCCAAAGAACGGAAAUGGGCCCAUGCUCAAUUGUAAGCAUGACCAGAGGCAAAUUUCAAGCUGGACACACAGAUUACGGACACCUCCCUUGCUGCCUGGCAGCGUUGUUUGAUUGGGAGCUUGAGCUUACCUCGAUGCUAUCUGUGGAUGGGAGGAUAGUAACCGCGCACUUCCUCCUUAUCUGCGGGUCACUGAACAUUAAGAAGGUAGUCGCAGUAAUCCAAACAGAGCGUGAACAUUAAUCGAUUCUACA
This is a messenger RNA of Pyricularia oryzae 70-15, 1329 nucleotides long. RefSeq lists its product as uncharacterized. The transcript has a single exon. The record is from RefSeq and is a predicted model, not a curated record. Lineage: Eukaryota; Fungi; Ascomycota; Sordariomycetes; Magnaporthales; Pyriculariaceae. The coding region runs from base 34 to 1188 and encodes 384 amino acids.